This is a messenger RNA of Bombyx mori (domestic silkworm), 2382 nucleotides long. Its product is annotated as putative polypeptide N-acetylgalactosaminyltransferase 9. Lineage: Eukaryota; Metazoa; Arthropoda; Insecta; Lepidoptera; Bombycidae. Gene Ontology annotation, cellular component: Golgi apparatus. Gene Ontology annotation, biological process: protein O-linked glycosylation. The coding region runs from base 440 to 2215 and encodes 591 amino acids. The record is from RefSeq and is a predicted model, not a curated record. Gene Ontology annotation, molecular function: polypeptide N-acetylgalactosaminyltransferase activity. The transcript is spliced from 10 exons.
AACUUUUUUUUAAAUAAUGCCUACAAGAUACAUUAAAUCAAUAAAGAAAACAUUACACACACUACAAGACCAUGUAUUUGACGCACACACGCAUGCCAUGCAUAUACUAUUUAUUGUCAAACUUUUGUUCUUGACGUCUGUGUUCAAAUUGAGAACAGAUUAAAUAUUGUUUGUCUGUAUUAAUAUUUUUUUAUAGUGUAGCCUUGGCGAAAUUUGUGAUUAUAGAAGUAUAAAAUACAAUCAUAAUAGUGUACAAACUUACAAUUCCAAUUAAUUGUAGUCGAAUUUCGACUACUGCGGGACCUCUAGUAAUGUUAAACAUGUAUUUUUUACAGUUUCGGAAAUAAAUGUCAAUUAACUUCCAACGUUUCAGCUCAAACUCACGAUACGAUAAACAAUUUAAUCUAAUGUCCAGUUUAAAAGACUGAAUGCUACUACGAUGUCUCGCAAAGCAGCUAAAUGUUUCAUUAUUGUUUUUGUUAUAUGGGUUGUGUCUUUAGUGACAGUGGUAAGAGAAUACAUGUCCAACAGAGUAAUUGUGAGUGAUGCCAAACAGUAUAAUCAUGCUCUCAAUAAAUUAAAGAAAAAACAAGGAAGUACAACUCUAUCUGAUUUUGAAGUUUGGAAUUUAUUUCCAUCAGUUGGGAGUAAAUUAUCAUUGAACGAGAAAUUAUCGCUUAUUAAGGGUCCCGAUAUGCCACCAGGAGUGAACGGAAAGCCAGUGUUCUUGGAGAAGGAUUUAAGAACCUAUGUCGUUCAACUAGUGAAAAAAGGUUGGAAAGAGCAUGCUUUCAAUGAGUUUGUCAGUGACCUGAUACCUUUGAAUCGAAGUCUAUUGGACCCUAGAGACGAAUGGUGUAAAUAUAGAAACUAUUCCACACAGCUACCCAGAGCUUCCGUUGUUAUUUGUUUCCAUAAUGAAGCCUGGUCUACACUUCUAAGAACGGUACAUUCAGUAUUGAACCGAACGCCGCGCUAUCUUUUAAAAGAAAUCAUUCUUGUUGAUGAUUUCUCUAAUAUGAAUCAUCUACAAGAUCCAUUGUACGAAUACGUUCGAAAAAUUGAAAGUAUAAUUCUCGUUCGAACAAGUCACCGACUGGGUCUUGUCAAAGCUAGACUGCUGGGAAUAAAGUAUGCCAGUGGUUCUGUUAUAGUAUUUCUUGAUAGUCACUGCGAAUGUACUGCAGGCUGGUUAGAGCCUCUAUUAGAUCGUAUAGUACAAGAUGAUACACGGGUGGUCAGUCCGGUUGUAGACAGCAUACACGAGGACACUUUUGAAUAUGUAGCACAAGAUAUAAACGAUCUAAGAAUUGGUGGAUUCAACUGGAAUCUGCGUUUCGUUUGGGAAGGAAUUCCUCAAGAGGUUUUUUCAGAAAGGGAACACCCAGCUGCUCCAAUUCAAACCCCGACAAUAUCGGGAGGGCUAUUUGCGAUUAAUGCGAAAUUUUUUGAAAGGCUCGGUUUCUAUGAUGACCAAUUUGAAAUUUGGGGAGCAGAGAAUCUAGAACUAUCUUUUAAAACUUGGAUGUGCGGCGGCUCUUUGGAAAUUGUGCCAUGUUCUCAUGUCGGUCACGUAUUCAGAAAAAAGUUUCCUUACAGAAAAGAAGGCCAAACGUUCAGAAAGAAUUUCGUACGACUAGCUGAAGUUUGGUUGGAUGAUUACUCUAAAUACUUUUACCAAAGAAUCGGAAAUAAAAAAGGUAACUUUGGUGACGUGUCACAAAGGAAAGAACUAAGAAAAAAGUUGAAUUGUAAAUCAUUUAAGUGGUAUCUAGACAAUGUUUAUCCUCAGAUCAGAUUACCUGUGGACGAUGCUGCAAAUGGACAAAUUUAUCAUUUAACUAAGGGUCUUUGUUUGGAUUCAGCAAACACAUUGGGUAACCUUAGGGAGAGUGUUAUCUUGUCAAAAUGUCACUCACAAGGAGGGAAUCAAUACUGGACCUACACGAAAUACGGUGAAAUUCAACGAGAUGAUUUAUGUUUAGAUUAUAUUUUAAACAUGAUUACAUUGUUUAUCUGCAGAGGGCGUGUUGCGUCACAGAUUUGGUACUAUGACAUGCAUACUAAAGCAAUAAGAAAUAAAAACAGCAACUUAUGUUUGAGCACAGCCAAAUAUCAUACAGGAUACAAACUAGUGUUGAAAAGGUGUUUAGAUACUAGUAAUCAGAAAUGGAUAAUAGAAAACUUCGAUGGCAAAAAAUUGAAACUAAAAUGAUUUUUUUUUUUACGAAAUAAAAAAUAUAUAUUUAGAUGAAUUUAAAAUAUAUUGUAAUAUUGAUACAUCAUUUUUUUAAAUUAGCAUUAAGAAGUUACAGUAGAACACCCAAACAAGAAUAUCCGUGUUAACAAUCGAAAAAAUUAAAUAAACGCUUUGUAACGUAA